Balearica regulorum gibbericeps (East African grey crowned-crane) is the source of this 1414-nucleotide messenger RNA. The record is from RefSeq and is a predicted model, not a curated record. NCBI's taxonomy places the organism in Eukaryota, Metazoa, Chordata, Aves, Gruiformes, Gruidae.
GGCUUACACCUACGCGGGCCUGGCGUACGGAGCAGAGUGCUACUGCGGGAACAAGCUCCCAGCGACCGCCUCGAAGCCCGAGGAGUGCAACAGCGAGUGCAAGGGGGAAAAGGGCUCCAUCUGCGGAGGGGUGAACCGGCUCUCUGUCUACAGGGUGGAGGAGCUGCGGGCAGGAGCGAGACGAUGGAGGAAUGUUAUCUAUCGAGGAUGUUUUAGAGCUCCAGAAAAUUUAACAGACACCUUUCCAGCCUCUUUGAUACAGCCCAAUUUGACGGUGGAGAUGUGCUCUGAAUUUUGCUCCAAGAAAGAGUUUCCCUUGGCAGUCAUCCGAGGGCAGGAGUGCUACUGCGGCUACCCCACCGGGCGCUUCUCGCUGCAUGACGGCACAGACGGGCUGCUCUGCAGCGGGACGCGCAACGCCAGCAGCACUGCCGAGGGAAAAUACUGCCUGGUCUAUCAGACACCGGUGCAAGACACCCGCUGCACAGACAGGAAAUUCUUAACCACGAAAUCCAAAGUGUUUGUUGCUUUGUCGAGCUUUCCUGGAGCUGGGAAUACGUGGGCUCGCCAUUUGAUAGAACAUGCCACAGGAUACUACACGGGAAGCUAUUACUUCGAUGGAGCCCUCUACAACAAAGGUUUUAAAGGAGAAAAAGACCACUGGAGAAGUAGAAGGACCAUCUGUGUGAAAACACAUGAAAGUGGCAAGACAGAGAUCGAAAUGUUCGACUCAGCGAUCCUGUUGAUAAGGAACCCGUACAAGUCGCUGAUGGCGGAGUUCAACAGGAAAUAUGCCGGGCACCUGGGGUACGCCACCGACCGCAACUGGAAGAGCAAAGAGUGGCCCGAUUUCGUGAACAGCUAUGCAUCCUGGUGGGCCUCCCACGUCCUGGACUGGCUGAAGUACGGGAAGCGCCUGCUCGUCAUCCACUACGAGGACCUGAAGCAGAGUCUCAUCCCCAAGCUGAAGGAAAUGGUGGAGUUUCUGAAUAUGACAGUGACAGAGGACCGACUGCUCUGCGUCGAGAACAACAGGGAUGGGAAUUUCAAGCGGUCUGGUGCUAAGCAAAAGGAUUUUGAGCCAUUCACCCAGGAAAUGAAAGAUCUUAUCAACAGAUACAUCCUGACAGUAGAUGAAGCCCUGAGGGGAAGAAACUUCACAGGGCUGCCCAGAGAAUACGUGCCAAGAUGAUAGCCUUGUAGCACUCAGCUGUGUUUAAAAAUAAAAUAAUUUUUUCUACCAAAAAAAAAAAAAAGAAAAAGAAAAAAGACCAGAGCUUUAUAGCAGUUAAAGCAAAGACACUUGUGGAGUCUGCUGAGCAGUGCAAAUUCUCUCCACUCCUGGGUGUUUUUCAGGGCACUAAGUGUUCCAGAAGGCAAGCAACGAAGGAUGGAAAUUGGGUUAUAAACCAAG